Molecule: messenger RNA, 3516 nt
Organism: Fibroporia radiculosa
Lineage: Eukaryota; Fungi; Basidiomycota; Agaricomycetes; Polyporales; Fibroporiaceae
Exons: 9
Coding region: 1-3516 (1171 amino acids)
Biological process (GO): L-citrulline biosynthetic process; 'de novo' pyrimidine nucleobase biosynthetic process; UTP biosynthetic process
Cellular component (GO): cytosol; cytoplasm
Molecular function (GO): dihydroorotase activity; aspartate carbamoyltransferase activity; metal ion binding
Source: RefSeq, a predicted model, not a curated record
AUGAGCCCUCUACGACUGCAGCAAGUCUGGGGCAUCGCCCAGGUCCAUCGACACGCUCGAUACUCGCGGUUCUUCCAUGUCUCUCGCCUUCGCUGCGCUCCAACCCCUACCAAGCCAGCUCACGCAGUCGCACGCGCUGCUGUUGGCUCAUAUGGUCAACAAGAGGGAGACCAUGUUCUGAACUCACCAUCUGAACUCGCACGAAAAAUCUCCGCGAAAGUGUUACCCAAGAUCCCGCGUCCUGAUGUGCGCAAGGUGCUGAUCGUCGGUAGCGGUGGCCUUAGUAUCGGGCAGGCGGGCGAAUUCGACUACUCUGGUUCUCAGGCACUCAAGGCUCUGCGCGAGGAGGGUAUCGACGCUGUCCUGAUCAACCCAAAUAUCGCGACGUGGCAGACAUCGCAUCAGCUGGCCUCGGAAGUGUACUUCUUGCCCAUCACCCCGGAUUAUGUUGCAUACGUCUUGGAAAAAGAACGGCCUGAUGGAAUCUUGCUUACUUUUGGUGGUCAAAGUGCACUUAAUGUCGGCAUCGAGCUAGACAAAAUGGGCAUCCUGGAGCGGCUUGGUGUGAAGGUGCUUGGUACCCCGAUCCGCACUUUGGAAGUAUCAGAGGAUCGGGACUUGUUUGUUCAAGCUCUGAAAGAGAUUGAUAUUCCUGUUGCGCAAUCUACGGCUGUUUCUUCGGUGAAUGAUGCUCUCGCUGCAGCGGAGCGGAUCGGUUAUCCAGUUAUUCUUCGAUCCGCAUUUACUCUUGGUGGUCUUGGUUCUGGUUUUGCAAACAAUCCAGAGGAACUUCGGGAUCUAUCGGCGAAGAGUUUAAGUCUCAGUCCCCAAGUCUUGAUCGAAAGGAGUAUGCGCGGCUGGAAAGAACUUGAGUACGAGGUCGUUCGCGAUGCUGCUGACAACACCAUCAUCUGCUGCAAUAUGGAGAAUUUCGAUCCCCUCGGUACACAUACAGGUGACUCGAUCGUCGUCGCACCGUCUCAGACUUUGCCAGAUGAUGAAUAUCAUAUGCUCCGUUCUGCCGCUCUUAAGGUCAUUCGUCAUCUUGGUGUGGUGGGUGAGUGUAACAUUCAGUACGCUCUCAAUCCUACGUCCAGGGAGUACUGUGUGAUCGAGGUCAACGCUCGGUUAAGUCGUUCUAGUGCAUUGGCAUCGAAGGCAACUGGUUACCCGCUAGCAUAUACAGCAGCCAAAAUCGCACUCGGACACACUCUGCCGGAGCUUCCGAACGCGGUCACGAAAACUACCACGGCGUGCUUUGAGCCUUCUUUGGAUUAUAUCGUUACCAAGAUUCCGAAGUGGGACCUUGCGAAGUUCUCCGCUCAAGUGAACCGUGAGGUCGGUUCAGCAAUGAAGUCGGUUGGUGAGGUCAUGGCCAUUGGACGUACCUUUGAGGAGAGUCUGCAGAAGGCCAUUCGCCAGGUCGACCCACGUUGGAAGGGCUUCGAGGCAUAUAUACAACCGGAAGAUCUAGACCGAGCUUUAUCUCAUCCGACAGACAUGCGCUUGUUUGCCAUUGCGUAUGCGAUCUUCAACAAGAAGUACACGGUCGACCGGAUUCAUGACCUGACGAAGAUUGACAAGUGGUUUUUGUACAAGAUUGAUAACAUUGUUCAGACGGUGUAUGCCCUAAAGGAAGUCGGUUCAUUGGAGAAGAUCGACCACGAACUGAUGCAGCGUGCGAAGCGUAUGGGUUUCUCUGACCCUCACAUCGCUGAUCUUGUGUCCUCUCGCGAAGACGCCGUGCGAGCUCACCGCAAAUCCCUCGGCAUUACUCCAUUCGUCAAACGCAUCGACACCCUCGCAGCCGAAUACCCAGCGCACACUAAUUACCUUUAUACGACAUAUAACGCGUCUGAGCAUGACGUUACUUUCGACGAGCACGGUACAAUGGUCCUUGGCAGUGGUGUCUAUCGCAUUGGCAGCAGUGUCGAGUUCGAUUGGUGUGCGGUGACCUGCGCGCGGAAACUACGCGAGAUGGGCCAGAGGACAAUUAUGGUCAACUAUAACCCUGAGACAGUGUCCACGGAUUUCGAUGAGGCAGACAGGCUGUAUUUCGAGGAACUGGGGUAUGAACGAGUCAUGGACAUUUACGAACUGGAGCAGGCGCAGGGUGUGAUUGUCAGCGUCGGAGGUCAAUUGCCGCAAAAUAUUGCCUUGCGACUCAAGCAGAACAACGUUAAUGUCCUUGGAACUGAUCCCGAGAAGAUUGACAAUGCGGAAGACCGCCAUAAGUUCUCGUCCAUCUUGGAUAGCAUUGGCGUGGACCAGCCUCAAUGGGCUGAGGUGUCCUCUGUUAAUGCUGCGAAGGCAUUCGCACAAAAAGUUGGAUACCCUGUCCUAAUCCGUCCGUCGUACGUCUUGUCUGGAGCUGCUAUGAAUGUGGUCUACGAAGAGUCUGCGCUCGAAUACAACCUCUCCGCUGCUGCUUCCGUCUCCCCCCUUCACCCAGUCGUCAUCACCAAAUUCAUCGACGGUGCCCAAGAGAUCGACGUCGACGCUGUAGCUCACCAGGGCAAGCUUCUACUUCAUGCUGUUUCUGAGCACGUUGAGAACGCCGGUGUGCACUCCGGAGAUGCGACACUUGUUCUUCCUCCGUUCUCGCUCACCGAACACGAUAUGACGCGUCUGAAGGAAAUUGCAGAAAAAGUAGCUAUCGCAUUCGAUAUCUCAGGUCCCUUCAAUAUGCAGGUCAUCCGCAAGGCCGCCGAAGAGCCCGGCCAAGAUGCACAGCUUAAGGUCAUUGAAUGCAACUUGCGUGCCUCGCGUUCAUUCCCUUUCGUUUCGAAGGUCCUUGGACAUAACUUCAUCGACACUGCGACGGCUGCUAUUGUUGGUCAGAACGUGCCGGAGCCCGUGGAUGCCAUGGCGGAGAAGCGCGACUACACCGCGGUCAAGGUUGCGCAAUUCUCUUGGACACGGUUGGGUGGCGCAGAUCCAUUCCUGGGUGUUGAGAUGGCGAGUACCGGCGAGGUGGCGAGCUUUGGCAAGGACAUCCAUGAGGCAUAUUGGGCGUCCUUAUUAAGUACCACAGGCUUCAAGAUCCCGCGGCCAAAUACUGGUGUGCUCAUUGGUGGUGAUAUCAAGACGCCGGAGAUGAGGACUAUAGCCAAGACGUUGUUUGAUCUUGGAUUCAAGCUGUAUUGCUCGUCUCCCGCUGUUGAAGAGUUCCUCAAAGAUAUUCCGUACGUUUCGGCGAAGCGGAUAUUCUUCCCUACCAAAGACAAGCGCAAGCUGCGGGAAGUAUUUGACGAGUAUGACAUAGAGUGUGUUAUUAACCUCGCAAAAGGACGAGGAAAAGACGCAACCGACGAAGAUUAUGUUGCCCGCCGUCUCUUCCUGUUUAGCAAUGCGGUUGACUUCGGUCUGCCGCUGUUGAACAAUCCUCGUUGUGCACAGUUAUUUGUCGAGGCGCUGGCACAGAAAAUACCCCAGGGUGGUCUGAGGAAGUACACUGAAGGCCGUAUCCCCACUGAGGUGCGAUCAUGGCGAAAGUUUGUUGGCAAGAGAGCAUAA